Messenger RNA from Monomorium pharaonis (pharaoh ant), 1153 nucleotides. RefSeq lists its product as uncharacterized. The transcript is spliced from 2 exons. NCBI's taxonomy places the organism in Eukaryota, Metazoa, Arthropoda, Insecta, Hymenoptera, Formicidae. Bases 458 to 1153 code for a protein of 231 amino acids. The record is from RefSeq and is a predicted model, not a curated record.
AUAGAGGCAAUAAUUUGUAGUCCUGUACAUUCAAUAUCUGUAUUUCUUGACGUCGCAACAUUUACUUGUCAAACCCUGCGUUUAUUCUUAACAGAGGCUGAGAGACGACUUUUUCAAGUCGUUAUUUAUUCAGAAGUUAUGUUUUGAUAUUUGAAGUUCCGACAUACACUAAUCAUAGGACAAAACACUAUUAAUCAUAGUGAAAAGAAUAAAAUGAUAUUGCCUCUCAUACGACGUAUGACAUUAAUGCAAGUCCAGAUCCUAUCGAGCAAAAAUUCAAAAGGAAUAACGAAAUGCCGAAGGUCGACAAUGAUUCGUGAAUUAUUUCUGAUAUUCGAUAGAAAAGUAUAUUUUCUUGGAAGGUGAUAUUUGCACUACAUAGUACUACAAGAAAACCGAAGUGAACUAACAUAAGAUACAAAGUUACACAAUUCUUAUUGAUGAUAUCAACAUAAGCAUGGACUUCCAAAACGUGAAUUCCUUAAAUGUUAAGCUAAACUUGCUUUCGGGCAAUCUGUUACCAAUCAGUAACGAUUCGCCUUUUCCAUUCUUCUGGAAGAUAUAUAGUGCUUUUACAUGGCUACUUCAAAUUAUUCUAGGAAUCGUGCUAAUACUUGGAUGUAUCUCGAAUGUGUCACUGGAAAAGAUUAUAAGUGACACUAUAAUCACCUUUGUAGUUUUAAUAGAAGUAUUGUUUAUGAUCAUGCGAAUUUAUAUUCAUAAGGACUUGAUAUAUCUGUUAAUUCAAAAACUGAAUCAGAUUCUAUAUACUGCCGAUGAAACUAUGAAGAAUAUUGUGACGGUAACUUUGGAGCCGAUAAAGGUUCCAUUAAAUAUUUAUUGGGUCACCGGCGCAAUGUCAACUUUUACUUGGAGUUGUAUGCCAUUACUGCUGAUCUUCGAGAGGAAUCAGUUCUAUUACGAAGACUACAGAGCACCUGUUGUUUUUUCCAAACAAUCAUUUUCAUUGAGCAUCUUUUUACUAGGAAGUUUAUUCCUAACUAUCAGCAUGACAAAUAUGUUCUUAAAGAAAGCCAGUGUAGAUGUGUACAUGAUGCAUCUGGUUUUGAUGAUAACCGCCCAAUAUCGAUACUUUGCGCUGAAAAUAGCGAUAAUAUUUCAAGAAGAAAAUAAAGUAUAUCGUCUUUGUUAA